AUGGCGUCCAACAAGAGCGGCAUGAACAUUCGGCACAUGGCCGGCAACCUCGACUCCAAGGAGACCGGCAAGGCGACGAAGGACUACGAGGACUACUUCGCGGAGGAGGACGACAGCAAGCGCACGGGGAACUACACCGACGUCGUGAACAAGUACUACGACCUCGCGACGUCCUUCUACGAGUACGGCUGGGGCGAGUCGUUCCACUUCGCGCAUCGGUACAAGUGGGAGACGCUGCGAGAGUCGAUCGUUCGCCACGAGCACUUCCUCGCGUCGAAGCUCAACGUCGGUCCCGGGAGCAAAGUCCUCGACGUCGGCUGCGGCGUCGGCGGCCCGCUCAGAGAGAUCGCGGCGUUCACCGGCGCCGACGUCACCGGGCUCAACAACAACGCGUUUCAGAUCAAACGCGGGACGGAGCUCAACGCGGCGACCGGACGCCACGAUAACUGCGACUUCGUCAAGGCGGACUUCAUGAACAUCCCGAAGAAGGACGCGACGUACGACGCGGUGUACCAGAUCGAGGCGACGUGCCACGCCCCGGACGCGGUCGGAUGCUACUCGGAGAUUUUCCGCGUGCUCAAGCCCGGCGGCGUCUUCGCGUCGUACGAGUGGUGCCUCACGGACGAGUACGACGAGAAGAACGAGGAGCACAGGAAGAUCCGUCAGGAGAUUCUCAUCGGGAACGGCCUCCCCACGGCCAGGCACACGAGCGAGGUGUUGGACGCGCUUAAAAAGUCCGGGUUCGAGAUCAUCGAGGAGAUCGACCUCGUGAAAACCGCCGACGUGUCGUGGUACGAGCCCAUCGAUCCGGAUCGCUCUUGGAGGCCGUGGCGGGACUUCUGGAGCUUCAAGACGACGAGGUGGGGGCGCGGGAUCACGCACUACCUCGUGUGGGCGCUCGAGACGCUGCGCAUCGCGCCGAAGGGGACGAUGAGCGUGUCGUCGUUUUUGAAGAAGGGCGCGGAUGGGCUCGUCGCGGGCGGCAAAAAAGGCAUCUACACCGUGAUGUACUUCACCGUCGCGAGGAAGCCGCCGACGAAAUCGGCCAAGCCGCUGCCGUCGCCGAAGAAGGCGCCCGCGGCGGCGGCCGCGCAGUGA
Micromonas pusilla CCMP1545 is the source of this 1098-nucleotide messenger RNA. RefSeq lists its product as uncharacterized. Lineage: Eukaryota; Viridiplantae; Chlorophyta; Mamiellophyceae; Mamiellales; Mamiellaceae. Gene Ontology annotation, biological process: sterol biosynthetic process. Gene Ontology annotation, molecular function: sterol 24-C-methyltransferase activity. The transcript has 2 exons. The record is from RefSeq and is a predicted model, not a curated record. The coding region runs from base 1 to 1098 and encodes 365 amino acids. Gene Ontology annotation, cellular component: endoplasmic reticulum.